Molecule: messenger RNA, 369 nt
Organism: Rotaria sordida
Lineage: Eukaryota; Metazoa; Rotifera; Eurotatoria; Philodinida; Philodinidae
Source: the annotation of a GenBank genome assembly
AUGUCUAAAAAACGACUUGACUUGGCAUCAAAUUGCAUUGAUUCAGAUGUUGCACGACCUUUAGUUGAUGAUUUUAUUGAUUAUCUAUCACUUGAACAAUUAAAUCUUGGUUAUAUGAAAGCAACGAUCUUGCUUGGUGGUUUGGAUAAUGUCAUCGAAGAUGAGGCUGCAGCAGAAAUUAGUCGAUUGAUCUUACAUUUAAUGUCUUACAAUUCGGGCAAGUAUAGACAUAAUGAAAAAACAAAAGAAGAAAACAAUAAAAUGAUUGAACAAAAUAAAAUCGAAUGGGACAUACAAGUGCUUAGCAAUGGUAUUGCUGAUUCCUCACCAUCAUCAAAAUCCGAAUAUUUACAAAAGGUCAACAAUUGA